Messenger RNA from Diachasma alloeum, 1917 nucleotides. It is a transcript of the gene cpa, whose product is annotated as F-actin-capping protein subunit alpha. The record is from RefSeq and is a predicted model, not a curated record. The transcript is spliced from 3 exons. Gene Ontology annotation, cellular component: actin cortical patch; F-actin capping protein complex. Bases 79 to 948 code for a protein of 289 amino acids. NCBI's taxonomy places the organism in Eukaryota, Metazoa, Arthropoda, Insecta, Hymenoptera, Braconidae. Gene Ontology annotation, molecular function: actin filament binding. Gene Ontology annotation, biological process: actin cytoskeleton organization; barbed-end actin filament capping.
AGUAUGGAAUAGUGCCGUGCCGGACUGUGCGCCGAGUAUACCGAGUGUGCGCCGUACCAGUUUUGUUGGGUAGUUAAGAUGGCGGACGAUGAUUUUGUCACGAUCUCCGAUCAGGAAAAAGUACGUGUUGUAUCGGACUUUAUACUUCAUUCACCACCGGGUGAAUUCAACGAGGUUUUUAACGACGUAAGGGUUUUAUUGAACAACGACAACUUAUUAAAAGAGGGUGCAUCAGGGGCAUUUGCUCAAUACAAUAAGGACCAGCUCACGCCUGUUAAGAUUGAAGGGAGUGAUUACCCAGCGUUAAUAACCGAGCACAAUGACUUGGGGAGCCAGAGGUUUUAUGAUGCUCGCAGUAAGCAGAGUUUCAAGUACGAUCAUUUGAGGAAAGAGGCUACAGAUUACGAACCCUACGAGCCUGAUCCAACGGCUGAGCCGUGGAGAUCAGCUCUUCAGGAGGAAAUGAUAAGUUAUACUCAGAGCCACUAUAGACACGGUGUUUGUUCAGUCUUUGGAAAGAGUCAAGGAGGCAACAUAACACUAACAGUGUGCAUAGAAGACCACCAAUUCCAACCGAAAAACUUCUGGAACGGUCGUUGGCGUUCAGUGUGGACAGUGUCAUUUAGCACAAGUUCGAGUAAUGCUGAAUUACGUGGUAGUCUCAAAGUUCAAGUGCAUUAUUACGAAGAUGGUAAUGUACAAUUGGUAAGCAGUAAAGAGAUUAAAGAGAGCCUACCAAUAACGAGUGAGAAGCAAACAGCCAAGGAGUUGAUACGCAUUGUCGAGGAAUCUGAGAAUGAUUAUCAAACGGCAAUAUCAGAGAAUUAUCAGACGAUGUCUGAUACAACAUUCAAGGCACUUCGAAGACAACUUCCUGUUAUGCGAACGAAAAUGGACUGGAACAAAAUUGUCUCGUACAGUAUUGGGAAAGAGCUUAAGAGUCAAUAGAAGAUAGAUUUUUUUAUAUUAAUUAAAUAAGAGAAUUAAACAAUGAGGAAUGAGGCAUUUUGCUGAACACAAAGGAAAAAUUUAAAAACAAAACUGAAAAUAAUUAUAAUUGAAUAAUGAAUCAGUCUGGAGGUGUGAUGUGUACGUGGGCAAAAUGUAACGUGCGCAAAACGAAAUUUAUGAAGAAAUAAAAGCAUUCGAGUUGCAGUUGACGAUCAUUUUUUCAGUCUCAUUCGUCAACAGAGGGAUGAAGUAUUCAUUGAAUGCUCAGCAUUUAUGAAAUUGGGGCUAAUCAGGCUGCACAAUGAACUAUAAACUAUUUCCCUUCGUAGUUAGCACAAUGAAAAAAAUGUUUUUUACGUCAUGAUAUCGUUGAACGAUUCAAAAAUUAAUUAAACAAUUCAAUCAUUUCUCAUGAUAUAUUUUUAUUACUCAAAACAUCGAGUGUAUGUGAAUACUGAACAUUUUUAGAAACUCUCUUAUUGCAUUUAUACCAUCAACUUUUACAACAGACAAUGAUUUUAUACCUAAAUGAAGACGCCACAUAAUUCGUGCGUUGGGAGUUCAAUAGAAAGAGAAUAUGAAUUUUAAUUGAUUAACAAUUGUUUCUCCAUUGUUUCCAAGCAGAAAGUUGAUAAACUUUUUGGUGCUAUUCGCUUGCCACACAUUGCACAGCCAGACCCAUUGAAAAAUGCAAAACUCAGAAUAAAGAAUAAAAGAGAAUUUUAAAAAUAACUAAAUGAGUGAAUAAAACAAAUUGAAUCAUCAUGAAGUACAUAAAUGCAUUGUACAUUGUAGAUUGUAGCCUAUAAUAGCCUGCUGGAGCCUUAAUUAAUAUGUUUCACAAUUUUUUUUUUCAAUUGUUCUCUUUUCUUUUUCAUUAAUAAGAAUUUUUGUAUGUAAAUAGGUUAUUUCGGAUGAAUGAUAAAUGCCAAGAAUAAAAUAUGCCCCAGCAUUGGAAUAUCUCAA